AUGACAGAGGACACCUCGCCAUAUGCCUUUGGUCAAACAGACAGCAUUGUCGAGCAGUUCAGUAAACGAACUGUCAAUAACUCGGCUGCGUAUCUCAAAGGUUCGCUCGAGUCACAUAUGAAGAUCCUAGACGUUGGCUGUGGGCCUGGCACUAUCACGAUAGACCUAGCGAGGCACGUACCUCUCGGGCACGUCACAGGCAUCGACACGGAGUCAGCGAGCGCGACUCUAGACAAAGCUCGUGCACAGGCCGCGAACGAAGACGUACAGAACGUCGAAUUCCGCGUCGCCGAUGGUCUCGCGCUGCCGUAUGCCGACCACACCUUCGACGUAGUGCACGCCCAUCAAGUCCUGCUGCAUGUCAAUGAUCCAGUUGGUCUCCUCACUGAGAUGCGACGAGUUACGAAGCCAGGGGGCAUUGUCGCUUGUCGCACAUGGGAUGAUGGCACUAUGAUGGUCUACCCACACAGCGAGAGGAUACUACAGACGCACGGCCUAUACCAGCGUGUGAUGGAGGAGUGGGGUCGCAACUUGAAAGGAGGGCGCUACAUGCACGUCUGGGCGCGUAAGGCUGGCUUCAAGCCGUCUAACAUCAAGGUUACGUCGAGCAACUACACGAACUACACGCCUGCGGAGCGCAGAUAUUGGGCGGACAUGAUGAUCAGUGUGUUGAAGGAAUCGCCGAUCAGGGCGGCGGCGCUGGAAAAGGGGUACGCAACAGCAGACGACUUCGAGGCGACGAAGGCGGCGUGGGAGGAGUGGGAGGCCAACGAGGAUGGGCUGUGCGUAGGUGUCAACGAAGAAGUCUUGUGUAGGGUGUAG
Phanerochaete carnosa HHB-10118-sp is the source of this 822-nucleotide messenger RNA. RefSeq lists its product as uncharacterized. Gene Ontology annotation, biological process: sterol biosynthetic process. Bases 1 to 822 code for a protein of 273 amino acids. Gene Ontology annotation, cellular component: endoplasmic reticulum. Lineage: Eukaryota; Fungi; Basidiomycota; Agaricomycetes; Polyporales; Phanerochaetaceae. The record is from RefSeq and is a predicted model, not a curated record. Gene Ontology annotation, molecular function: sterol 24-C-methyltransferase activity. The transcript has a single exon.